AUGCUGCCGGCUGUGCUUAUCCUGUGUUUCGUGCCGAUGGCAGCUGCUCUUGGCCGAACCCAGUCCGUUGGUGUCAAAGGAGUACUCAUAUGUAACGAUAAACCAGCGGCCGAUGUGGAAGUUAAGCUCUACGACGAGGACAAACUGAGUCCCGACGAGCUGAUGGCAGCCGGAAAGACGGAUAGCCGUGGUCACUUCGAAAUCAGUGGACAUGCAGAAGAAUUCACAUCGAUAGAACCAAAAUUCAACAUCUACCACGACUGUGACGACGGUAUCAAG
This is a messenger RNA of Ostertagia ostertagi, 279 nucleotides long. The record is from the annotation of a GenBank genome assembly. NCBI's taxonomy places the organism in Eukaryota, Metazoa, Nematoda, Chromadorea, Rhabditida, Trichostrongylidae.